Messenger RNA from Diceros bicornis minor, 2864 nucleotides. RefSeq names its product required for excision 1-B domain containing (gene REX1BD). Bases 1343 to 2335 code for a protein of 330 amino acids. The record is from RefSeq and is a predicted model, not a curated record. The transcript is spliced from 3 exons. NCBI's taxonomy places the organism in Eukaryota, Metazoa, Chordata, Mammalia, Perissodactyla, Rhinocerotidae.
UGGCAUCUCUCUUAAGGAUUCUGCACAGCCCUUGGGGGUCCACUGUUACAGGUUCCAGUUGUCUCAUCUGUAAAAUGGGCUGUGGGCCCUGCCCUCCACGUCUGAAAAGGUUUGUCCUAACCAUGGCACGAGCAGGUUUCAGUCCCAGCCCCCUGCCACAUAGCCUUGUGAGCCUCCCCACCUGGGUUCUGUCAUCUAUAACAUGGAAUGAAGACCCCCAGCCCAGGGACGUUGAUGACCUUUGUGCCUGGGCCCUGGAGAUGUCCAGGGGUGGGCCACUGGGUGGGUGGAAGGUUGGGAGUACCUCAUCUAGUGUAAAACACCUGUUCUCAAUUUGGACUGACUGUUAGAACACCUGGGCCCCACCCAAGUCCAGUGCCGUCUGUCUGGGUGGGGCAAGCCUUCAUGUUGAUGAAACUUGGAGUGACGCUUCUGCAAAUCAGGUGAGGCCUGUCAUGGCCUGGACUGACCCUGGCAAGGGCAUGCUUUUGUCUUGAGGUGUUUGGAGCUUGGUGUAGGUGAUGACCCAGGCCUAGACAGUGAUGCCAAGAACAGCUGAGAUCUGAAGUGCCAGCUAAAGACUCGGUCACCCUAUGCCUCAGCUAGUUGGGUUUUAUUCCUCUCAACUGUGCCCUCUUCAGGCCAGGCCACCACCAUCUUUCUGGUCUUCCCCACAUCCACCCCUGGAAGAGGAAAUUUCCCGAAGCUCAAACUAGGUGGUGUAUCUGAGGCAGAGAGCUCAGAGGCCUCUGCAUUUAAUGUGAGGUCCUGCUGCCUUCACCUUGCCCCAGACUCCUACCUCAGGGCCUUUACACAGCCCUCUUCGCCUCCCACCUGAGGAGCAGCUCACACACAACCUGCAGGGGAAUCUACUAAACAAAGUCGGCUGGGUUCUCACGACUCAAGUUCAGCAGUGUCAGAACCUGGGUUCAAACCCGUUCUUGUCGCACACUUGUGGCACUAGAUGACAGAUAUCACUUCUCAGGCUUCGUUUUUAUUUGAGUGGGGAAAGGAUGUGAGGAUAAAAUGAAGUCCGGCGUUGCCAUAGGUGUACAGAAAAACCUACGGACCAGGGACACCCUUGCUGUAUAGACAACUGUACGUUCAAGGACAAAAACGACGCUAGAGAGGCAGGCGCUAGACGGGAACAAGCACAGGAGUAGGGUGGGAGGAGGGUGUCAGACCUGAGAAGGCCCUAGUCUUGGCUCCCUAUUCUUACCCGGGGUCUCCAGGUUUCCGGGUUGGUUGGCCACAGGCUGGGGGCUGGAGACCUCCGGGCCUGCAGGGGGCGCCCGGCGCACCAGAGCAACCUGCUCCCGGGAGGGGCCUGGGCUGCGCAGUCAUGAUCACCGCCGAGGCCGCGGCCAAGUCCGCUCUCCCCGCGGUGCCCGGGGCUGCGGCGACCACCGGAGUCCCGGAGCGCGAGGAGCCGGCGUGGCCCUGGGUGAGCUCGGGCCCGAGCGGGAUAGGCGUGGGGCGGGGGUGCAGGCCCGGGGACGCUGGUUUCAUGCCCCAGCCAUGCCCCCCGCCCCGUAGAAAGAUGCUCCCAUCCGGGCGCUGGUGCUGCGCAUCCACCAGCUGCAGGCUGAGCGCGCGCAGGCCUUCCGCCGGCUGGAGGAGUGAGUGCCGGCGCAGGGGCCGGCAGGGGUCGCAGGGUUCAGCCCCCAACCCACUCCGGGGAUGGGCGUGCCCAGGGGCGGAGCUGGGUCCCCGCGCGGCUGCGUUGUCAGAGGUAGGGUGGGGUUUGCGGGGGGACCAGAUCUUUGCUUUUGCUCGCAGGGACCCAGGGCGCGUCCCCACUUCCCAACGCCCCACUCCGUGUGUCAUCUCCGUCCUCAAGCGCGGGGGUCGGGUUCCCCUGCGACAGUUAGUGUCCUCCACACCCUGGGAUACAGGGACACUUCCUGUGGGGCUUUCAGGUGGCCGAUGCGGGUGCUGGGCCUGGGGGCGUAGCCUCAGGACCUUCACCUGCUGCAGAGGCCACCGCCAGUAUCUGCGCAGCGGCCCGCCCUACGAUUUCUCGCGCUACCGGAGCACAGUGCACGAGGUGACCCAGGCCUUCGCCGCCGCCUCACGGGAGGUGCUGGCGGUAGAGGCCGAGCUGGCCGGGCCCCGAGCGCAGCCGCUGCUCGCGGGCCACGUGCGCAGCCUGCAGCAGCUGGAGGAGACGCGCCUGGCCACGGUGGCCCUGCUGCAGCUGAUGGGGGCGCCAGAGCUGACGGGGCAGGAGAACCCUCUACAAAUGCAUCACCUGAAGAUGAAGGUAAUUAAAACCAUAGAGGCGAUCAGCGAGGUUCUUCAGGACCUUAAGUUUGAUGCAGAAUCUGCUGAGUGAUGGUAGCUUCCCAGGGACGCACGGAGGAUGGGAAACAGUGCGGAUGGCGCCCAGCCCAGCCCUGACCGCCAGCUGGCUGGGGUUGUGCCCUGCUGGGCUACUGACCCUCCUUGAGUUCACCAUGCCUCCCACAAUAAAGACCCUUUCUCUGCAGCCAUUCCACUGUCUCUGUGUCCUGGGGUGCUAGGGUGGGUAUGCCUGGGAAGGGGGCCCCACAGGGCCAGGGAUGGCAGGUGGACAACUCCACCCGCCCCCCCCCCCCCCACGAACUGUAGAAACUCUUGUGUUUUGAAUCACACCCUUCGAGGGGCUUAGAACCAGAUAUUUCAUAUCAUGGAGAGAAAAAGUGAAAUUCUGGGAGGCAAAGAUUCCAGUCCCAAAGGGUCAUGAAGAUUCCUCCUGCCUCCCUGAAACCCCACAGCCCCCACCCUAAGCUGCUCCGGCCCCAAACUCACCUUCACAAUCAGGGCACCUAAAUAGCUCGUUUAUUCAAAAAAAACUCUUUGGAGGGGUCCUGGGUGGGCGGAGU